CAUCCCUCCUCGGGCCCUCUAUUUUUCCCAUCUCCCCACAACAACCACAAAACCACAACCACAACCAAACCAUCAAAAAAAAAAAACUGAUCAACCAACCAAUCGACCAACCAGCCCAACCGUAGAGAAAAAGCCGACAACAAAAAAAGAAGAGAAAGGAUGUCCAAUCCCAGAAUCGAAGACGUAACGGAGGAUGAGACCAAGCAAGCCGAAGUCGAGGACGCCGACUCCAGCGAUGAUUCCGAAGCUGGAGAGGGUGAAGCCAGUGGUAUUCCGGCCGGAAGCAGCGUCGCCGUGCACAGCAGGAACGAGAAGAAGGCUCGCAAGCAGAUCGCGAAGUUGGGGUUGAAGCACGUCCCUGGUAUUACUAGGGUUACCUUGAGGCGUCCGAAAAAUAUUCUCUUCGUGAUUAAUCAGCCGGACGUGUAUAAAUCGCCCUCUAGUAAUACUUGGAUCAUAUUCGGCGAGGCAAAGAUUGAAGACUUGAAUUCCCAAGCCCAAGCCAACGCUGCGCAGCAGCUCCAGCAACACGAGAGCGCUGCCAACAUCGAAGCGGACCUCUAUGGGGGACAAAGGAGGAAGAGGAAGAGGAUGGGGAAGAGGUCGAUGAAGAGGGGUUGGAAAAUAAGGAUAUUGAGCUUGUUAUGGCCCAGGCAACCGUUUCUAGAAAGCGAGCUUGUUUAGUUUAGUUAGUUUGGAGAAGCGGAGCUUUUUCUUGUUUUCAAGGGUUUCUUCAAUAAAAUUGGGGUUUGGGUGAA
Messenger RNA from Tuber melanosporum (Perigord truffle), 758 nucleotides. RefSeq lists its product as uncharacterized. Gene Ontology annotation, biological process: protein targeting to membrane. The coding region runs from base 160 to 684 and encodes 174 amino acids. Gene Ontology annotation, cellular component: nascent polypeptide-associated complex; cytoplasm. The transcript is spliced from 8 exons. The record is from RefSeq and is a predicted model, not a curated record. NCBI's taxonomy places the organism in Eukaryota, Fungi, Ascomycota, Pezizomycetes, Pezizales, Tuberaceae.